This is a messenger RNA of Daldinia caldariorum, 1051 nucleotides long. RefSeq names its product CS-domain-containing protein. The coding region runs from base 133 to 699 and encodes 188 amino acids. The record is from RefSeq and is a predicted model, not a curated record. Gene Ontology annotation, biological process: protein folding. NCBI's taxonomy places the organism in Eukaryota, Fungi, Ascomycota, Sordariomycetes, Xylariales, Hypoxylaceae. The transcript has 3 exons. Gene Ontology annotation, cellular component: cytoplasm.
UCUUCGUUAGCGUUCUCACUGAUUCUGCGACUCAAACUUAUAGCUCAGCUACCUACCUCCUAACCAAAACCCGUAAAAAGAAAACCAUAAUAACAAAUAACAACUCAUAACGAGACCUCGAAACUAUAAACCAUGACAGACAACGAUCCCACCCCCGAGCAAGAAGCCGCCGCCCGCGCCAAGGAAGCCGAGGAGCAGGCUGCGCUGCCCUACAAAUGGAACCAGACCAUCGCCGACCUCGACGUGAACGCCACGGUCCCCGGAAACCUCAAGGCCCGGGACCUCGUCGUCGAGAUCAAGAAGCAGAAGCUCAAGGUCGGCAUUAAGGGCCAAGAUCCUAUUAUCGAUGGCGACCUCCCGCACCCGAUCCUCACGGAAGAAUCGACCUGGACGCUGACCUCGGCGCCGGACGGCAGCAAGACGAUCGAGAUCCACCUGGACAAGGCCAACAAGAUGGAGUGGUGGGCGCACGUGGUGACGACGGCGCCCAAGAUCGACGUAACCAAGAUCCAGCCCGAGAACUCGAAGCUGAGCGACCUCGACGGCGAGACCCGCGGCAUGGUCGAGAAGAUGAUGUACGACCAGCGCCAGAAGGAGCUUGGCCUGCCCUCCUCCGACGAGCAGAAGAAGGCCGACAUCCUCAAGAAGUUCCAGGAGCAGCACCCCGAGCUCGAUUUUACCAACGCCAAGAUAAAUUAACAUGGGGAAAAUCACAUAGCAUGACGAGUACAGGGAUGGCUUCUAAAACGAAAAGAAAAACCACAUCUCAUCUUAUUAACUACCUCUAACCUAACCUAUAACUAUAGGUAUGUAUAUAUAAGUAUCAAGGAAGUAUAGGAAGUGUGCAGGGUGAAACGAAUCGCCGAAACCACAGAACAUGGAAAACAAAAAUCCAGGGUAGCGGCGUCAGAGAGCCCUGCUCUUUUUUUUUUAGUUUGAUAUUGGAAUCGCUAGUAAUGACAUAGCAGAUGGUAGCCGCUACGCAUCAAUUGUCAGAUUAACAAGCGUUCCGUUCGCGACUUUGUUCGCGAGAGACUAGAGAAUGAACAAU